Molecule: messenger RNA, 2799 nt
Organism: Rhododendron vialii
Lineage: Eukaryota; Viridiplantae; Streptophyta; Magnoliopsida; Ericales; Ericaceae
Product: oxysterol-binding protein-related protein 1D
Exons: 8
Coding region: 267-2669 (800 amino acids)
Cellular component (GO): intracellular membrane-bounded organelle; membrane; cytosol
Molecular function (GO): sterol binding
Source: RefSeq, a predicted model, not a curated record
CUCUCUCUCUCUCUCUCUCUCUCCCCUCCUUCAACACCACCACCCGUCCGAUCCACCUACACUCUAUACGCAUCGCCUCCGAUCGUAUGUCAUUUCAGACAAAUCUCAACCGCACCCUCCGAUCGUGUCCUCUCCCCAGCUCAACUCCCCCAAACGCCGUUCCUUCGGCCAACCGGUCUGCAUUUCGGACCCGAACGCAACCCGAUUAUGCGUUCGAACCGCUCGAGACGGUAAUUUCACUCGUGUGAAGUGAACCGAUUUUCAAGAUGAACCCGCUCUGCUGCAUUGCCCCGGUCUCCGUCGACCGCGACCGGAUCGACCCCUCCUUAGCAAACUCACAGUCUCAGCGUCAGCUAGGGCUCGAAACCGCCGCCACGAAAGCCGGUCCGAAACCGAGCUUCUCGACGCAGGCGUCGUCGAUCGGCGCCGACUCGGACGGACAGAGCUUGGGGUUGAACCACGAGGUCGAGGAUGUUGUAGUGGUCGAGCCGAGGAGUUCGUCCAAGGUGAGUGGGAGUGUGGCCGGGAUUCUGUUAAAGUGGGUGAACUAUGGUAAGGGGUGGAGGUGCAGGUGGUUUCUGCUCGAAGACGGGGUGCUUUCGUAUUACAAGGUUCACGGGCCGGAUAAGAUCGCGAUGAGUCCGGCGAGGGAGAAGGGAGUGAAGGUUAUCGGGGAGGAGUCUUUGAGGUACUUGAAGAAGUCUAGUGGGAGCAGUUGUAUUAAGCACUGGAAACCGUUUGGGGAGAUACAUUUGAAGGUUUCUUCUAUUCGGGCUAGCAAGUCAGAUGACAAAAGGCUGUCCAUAUUCAGCGGGACAAAAACUCUUCACCUUCGUUGUCUAUCUAGAGAGGAUAGGGCUUCAUGGAUUGAGGCUUUGCUAGCUGCCAAAGAUCAAUUCCCUAGAGUUUUGACAAGCAGUGAUUUUGCAUCUUCUGAAGACAUUGUAGUCUCAACUGAGAAGCUGCGAUUACGAUUAUCGCAAGAAGGCAUUAGUGAAGUGGUCAUAAAAGACUGCGAAUCUAUUAUGCUAUGUGAACUAUCUGAGUUGCAAAAUCAAUUGAAAUCUCUUCAACUUAAACACAUUAUGUUACUGGACACAUUAAGGCAGUUAGAGACAGAGAAAAUUGAGCUGGAAACAACUGUAGUGGAUGAAACAAAGGAACGCAAGUCGUUUUGUGCAGAAGGGAAUAGAAGACUUAGUGAUUUCUAUUCCAUCAUGUCAGAGGGCAGUGCAAGUGACUCUGAUGCGGAUAAUGAAAGUCGAGAUGGAGUGGAUGUUGAAACAGAUGAAGAGGGUGGAAUAUAUUUUGAUACAAAUGAAGUUUUAUCCUCGGAUUCUUUAAGAUGUGCUUCCUACCGGAGCAGAGAGAACAUGGGAAGUAAUUGUAGUUCUUUGAUAUUUGAUAAAGAUUCAUUCUAUUCUGGUCGUUUACGAGAUGUUACAAUGGAGAUAAAGCCCAUCGAAUAUCCAUACGUCAAAAGAAGGGACAGUUUGCCUGAACCAAAGGAGAAAGAGAAGCCACUUGGGUUGUGGUCCAUAAUCAAGGACAAUAUCGGAAAGGAUCUUUCUGGUGUUUGCCUCCCUGUUUACUUUAAUGAGCCACUAUCUUCAUUGCAGAAAUGCUUUGAAGAUCUGGAGUACUCAUACUUGGUUGAUCGGGCAUUGGAAUGGGGAAAGCAGGAGAACGAAUUGAUGAGAAUUUUAAACAUCGCAGCUUUUGCUGUUUCUGGUUAUGCAUCGACAGAAGGUCGCCAGUGCAAACCUUUCAAUCCUCUCCUAGGGGAGACUUAUGAGGCCGACUACCCAGAUAAGGGUUUGCGGUUCUUCUCUGAGAAGGUGAGUCACCACCCAAUGGUCGUUGCUUGUCACUGUGAGGGAAGAGGCUGGAAAUUCUGGGCAGACUCCAACCUCAAAGGGAAGUUCUGGGGGCGCUCCAUUCAGCUUGAUCCUGUAGGGGUCCUCACUCUGCAGUUUGAAGAUGGUGAAACAUUUCAGUGGAGCAAGGUCACUACAUCUAUAUACAAUAUUAUACUUGGAAAAAUAUACUGUGACCACUAUGGCACCAUGCGCAUCAAGGGCAGUGGCAGCUACUCUUGCAAGCUUAAAUUUAAGGAGCAGUCCAUCAUAGACCGAAACCCGCACCAGGUUCAUGGAUUUGUGCAUGAUAAUCAAACUGGGGAGAAGGUAGCAAUGUUGGUCGGAAAGUGGGACGAAGCAAUGUACUAUGUUCUUGGAGAUCCAACAACAAAGCCAAAGGGUUAUGAUCCAAUGACUGAAGCUGUGUUGCUGUGGGAACGAGACAAAUCUGUUACUAAGACAAGAUACAACCUGACACCCUUUGCAAUAUCGUUAAAUGAAUUGACCCAUGGAUUAAUGGAGAAGCUGCCACCAACUGACUCAAGGCUGAGGCCAGAUCAACGGCAUUUAGAGAACGGGGAAUAUGAGAUGGCAAAUACAGAGAAGCUCAGACUUGAACAAUUACAGAGACAGGCAAGGAAGCUGCAGGAAAGAGGCUGGCAACCGAGAUGGUUCCAUAGGGACAAAGAGGACGGCUGUUACCGUUACAAUGGUGGAUACUGGGAAGCUAGAGAGAGAGGGAAAUGGGAGGAGAUUCCUAAUAUAUUUGGCCAAAAUGCUGACCCUUCAUCUUGUGUAAUAGACGAGUAAGCUGCCGUAUCAGCUUUAUCAUUUCCCCCUCCUUUUUUCCUUUAGUUUUUAUUUUCCAGUUUUUUUUGGUGGACUUAAAUUAGGCCCUAUAAACAUGAGUUAGUUAUAAGAAAGCUCUUCUGAUGUGCAA